Sus scrofa (pig) is the source of this 4911-nucleotide messenger RNA. The record is from RefSeq and is a predicted model, not a curated record. Lineage: Eukaryota; Metazoa; Chordata; Mammalia; Artiodactyla; Suidae.
UGCACCGCCCGCCUGAUUCAUUCAAGAUGGCAGCCCAGCGCGAUCUGAGGAGGUCGCGGUUGCUUCUGUGGAGGUUGUGGCAGGCUCGAGGGGUUCCACAAAACCCGGGACUCGGCCUGAGCCUAAAAACUAGAACUUAUUCCCAGAGCGACGGCCCGUACUCGCGUACGGCGCUCUAUGAGCUGCUCGGCGUCCCUUCCACGGCCACGCAGGCGCAGAUCAAGGCGGCCUACUACCGGCAGAGCUUCCUCUACCACCCGGACCGCAACUCCGGGAGUGCUGAGGCCGCCGAGCGCUUCACGCGCAUCUCUCAGGCGUACGUGGUGCUGAGCAGUGCUACCCUGCGUCGCAAAUAUGACCGAGGUCUGCUCAGCGACGAGGACUUGCGCGGCCCCGGCGUCCGGCCCUCCAAGAAGCCCACCGCUGACCCCGACUCGCCCCGCACCCCACCGCCUGCUUCUCGGGCCCACGGCCGUGGUCAGGCCUCAGCGGGCGCCAGCAACACCAUGUUCAACUUUGACGCCUUCUACCGGGCGCACUACGGCGAGCAGCUGGAGCGCGAGCGGCGCCUUAGGGCCCGGAGGGAGGCCCUUCGCAAGCAGCAGGAGGACCGCGCCAAUAAGGGCUUACGCUGGGAUGAGAUCCGAGACUCGGCUUUUUUCUUGUUUCUGCUCACAGUCUUCAUCAUCAUGAGUUUUCGUUUUUAAUUGGAGAGUGGAGGGAAGGGGAGCAGCCCCCAGCCAGCACCCCCAACCCCCCAAGAAAAUGGCUGUGCGUGUCAUCUUGAACUCAUUGCCCUCCAUUGUCUACCUCUCCUGGGGUCGAAGAAUUGCUCUCCCCCCUCUUCGUCCCCACCCGUCCAGUUUAACCACUGAUCUUCACAUCCCUAUCCCUCUGGUCCAGAUAAGGAGGCUUGUUGCUGCCCAAGAAAGAGGCCUCCAAUGAAGAGUCCCGAAAGUCCGAGAGCGAGAGGUUUCCUGGAGGCCCUGGGCUGCCUGCUUCCAGAUGUUGUCAACUUCUGGAAUACUUGCUCUAGCUUUCUUGUAAAGCUCUGAGCAAGACUCGCCUGCUCCUACCCCACGUUUGUAGCGUGGGGCGUCUCUGUAACCUUGAAACGUGCAAUGUGACCAAUCAUGGCUGCCAAAAGAAAAAUUCUGGGGUUGUACGAAACUUGUCUUUCUGUGAGUUCCCCAAGCCGCAGGUGAGACCUGAUGUAGGGUAAGGGUGUGAUCUAAGAUCGUGGGAAUCCAUUGCCAUUGUUGUGUGGUUAGCCCCAGACCCUACUCCCCCUUCUGUUGGUGGCGUGUGGGAGUGGGAAGACAGGAUCAACAAGGAUAAGGAAUGAGCCUUCCUGUGCCCAUGCUUAUCUGAUGUAUGACCUUGGCUAGGUACUCCGGGCAUAAUGGCAGAGGAUCAAAUCACUUGCUUGGUUGGGGUCUGUCACGUGUGAUUAUCCCAUGUCCUAAGGGGCUCAGUGAUUAAAAUAGGAUGCUAGUAGAUUCCGGAUUAUCCUUGGGACAGUGUGCCUGGCAUUGGUCUUCCCUUGACCGGCCAGCCCCACUGUUAACUGUGCAGCUCAUCCCUUCCCAGAAAUAGAGCAACAAACAAAUGGGAGUUUGAGUCGCCUGGACGUGGCCCAGCCUCAUGUUUCACUUGUGGUGCUUAUCGCAGACUCUGCAAACCAAGUCCUUGAAAGAUGGCUACUUGAAGCGGUGGGAAUUGGGGGAGUGGAAAGAAGGGAGAACUCUUGAGCUACAGGAGGUACAUGGUAGAGACUCGCUUCCCCGUUCAGAGCUGGUUGAGGCUUUUGUUUCCCCUCUAUUGCUAAUUGGUGCUAAGCACUGGGUCAUCACUUGGCUAGAGCUUGGUGAUCCAGCUCUCUGAAGCACGCACGUGGGGUGUGGAUUAACUGUGAGAUGGUAGGGACUCGAGUAUGUGUGCAUGGUGGAGUGGAAAGCUGUGGGAUGGGAAACUUUUGCAGGAGAUCUACCGCAAGGCUGAGGCCUAUGUCUGGGUUCUAAACAAAGCUGGAGGUGCUUUGCUAUGUUAACACCAAUCCCUGCACUCAGUCUUUUGUGUGAAAUCCUUGUAUAAAUUGGGAUAAACUCAUAGCUAGUUCGACUUGGUCUUUUGGAAGGCAUUCAGUUUUCUCGAGCCUUGGAGGUUGGGGGCAAGCUCUUGGUCAUGGCUUUGCAAUGACCUUAUGAUUCAGUAAAGAUUUAAGCUGACUGUGGUUCAGACAUGCUGGGCUCAGUUGAGCCUUGGUUUGGGGGGAAGGGCACGUGUACUUUAAAAAAGGAACAUUUAAUGUUAUUAUGUUUCAUAUUUGGAAAACAAGAGGGAACAUCUGGGGAGUACCUGUCCUGGCCCAGCAGGUUAAGAAUCUGACUAGUAUCCAUGAGGAUGCAGGAUUGAUCCCUGCCUUGCUCAUUGGGCUAAGCAUCCAGCGUUGCUGUGGCAAAGGUCACAGAUGCAGCUCAGAUCCCUUGUUGCUGAGGCUGUGGCAUAGGCGGCAGCUGCCACUCCGAUUCAUUCAACCCCUCACCUGGGAACCUCUAUAUACUACAUUUGUGGCCCUAAAAAGAAAAAAAAAAAAAAGGGGGGGGGAGUCUUAUUUUUCAAAACACAAACUACAGAAAGUGAGGCUAGUGAUUCUCAAGGAGUCGGGGCGUAACAGAGUGUCCUUGGGACAAGAUUCCAUCAAAGUUUCUAUCAAAUGGGGUUAGGGUUCUUUUUGGGUUUUGUUUGUAAGAGCAUUAAUGGUCUGUGAUAACUGAGGCCUUUCUAAUGGGCUCUUUGACAUGGACCUCUCAAGUUUGUUUCCUGUCAGUGACGAUUACAGCCAAGAACAUCUCCUGGGGCCCCAGAACAUGGAGGUAGAAAAUUCUAAAAAGCUUAGGUCUGUGGGAUCCAUACUCGGUAAAACCUCUGGAACAUUCCAUGAAACUCCACACAAGGUAGUCAAAAUUUAUUAACCAUCCAGCUCUAAGCCUCUCAUAAGGCCUAGAACUAGGCCCAGUCUACUCUUUGUAGUGCCGUCCUGCCUGCCUCUGGUUCUUCAGGCCAGCUAAACUCAGAGAGCCCACUCCCUGGCCUCCCUGAACCUGGGUCUGGGCUCUUCAUGGAAGGGGAGACGUGGGAGGCUUCUCAAAGGGUCCCCCUGCACCUGGUUCCUGUCAUAUCAUUUCUCCCUCCCUCCCCCGCAAUUGUCCCUUCUCAGCUUCUUACCUGCCCUGGGAAGACAAGGCUGAACCAGGCCAUAGACAUUGGCCCCUACCUUCUAGGGGCUGCUCCCCGGUUCCUGAUAGACGAGGAAGGCUGAGACAUGGUCGACUUCGGCCCUUUCUCCUUUGGUCACAAAGUCAGAAGUUUGGACCUAGGAAGGGAGACUGGGGCGAGAGGGGCCCAGCCCGCUGCAGGCUGUGCUCAGUGGGAGGGAGGGGGUGGCCAAGGUACGAGGCUGAGCGAGGAGCGCACACGGGUCCUAAGCGGGGGGAUGCAGACGAGAGAGAAUCAAAGGUGUCCGUGGCUAGGUGAGUGUGAUAUUGUCUUUGGGUGUGAUCAGGACUUGAUUUUAUUCCUCCUGAGCCAAACUGCUCUUCCCGCUGCUGUCCUUAUUUAUUGCUGGCUGAGGAGAUCUUUACACAUCCCAGCGCUGAGGUAAUAAGAUUUCUUGCUUCCUUUUAAGGUUCUGGCAUGUCAUUCACUGGGUGCACCUUGACCUCUCUAAUGGUCCCAGCAUGAGCCAGGAGGAAUAACAGCCUGCCUUAGGCCAGCGAGUCGUCAGUCACUAUUGAAUGUAUAUAUAUAGGAGUUCCGUUGUGGCUCAGUGGUUAAUGAAUCCAACUAGGAACCAUGAGGUUGCGGGUUUGAUCCCUGUCCUUGCUCAGUGGGUUAAGGAUCCGGCGUUGCUGUGAGCUGUGAUGUAGGUUGCAGACGCAGCUUGGAUCCUGCGUUGCUGCGGCUGUGGCGUAGGUCGGUGGCUAUGGCUCCAACUCAACCCCUAGCCUGGGAAUCUCCAUAUGCCUCGGGAGCGGUCCUAGAAAAGGAAAAAAGACAAAAAAAAAAAAAAAAAAGAAAAAAAAUAUAUAAACACACAUGUAUAUAUCUCCAUCCCUUAUAGCCAUAGCCUGAAGCGGAGACACGAGGGUGGAGCCCAAGUGAGUGGCUACCACACCCACUUUUGGGAAAAUGGCCUUGUCUUGUCUGGGGCCUUUGGGCCUCCUGGAAGUUCACCAGAUCCCAUGAAGAGUGGCCAAGAGAAGGGACAGCUGGACCUUCCAAGCCUUCCUGCCAAACUUCAUCUCAUUAGAUUUGACCUAGGCUGAUCCAAGACAUGUUCCUGCUCUUCCAUCUUCUUGUCCCACAGUCAUCAGCCAUUCUGGCCACCUAGUGUUUACCCAAGCUGAAGACACAUACCUCCAGCCCUAUAAAACCCCCUCCAUCGCUCAGUGGAGGUGGUCGUUUGGCAGGCCAGAGAAGGAGCAGGUACCAUCCUGAUUGGGCUUAUAGGCCACCCGGGAAAAGAAGGCGCAUAAAGGUGAGGCAAUUGGAGAACCGUGAUGGAGCAGAGUGUGCUUCUGCCAGAAGUGCUGGGAAGUUAGGAGUUAGGAAAGGCUCCCACGGGUUGAGAAUCAGAGAAGGCUUCAUGGAAGAGGCAGGAGCAGUGCUGGACCUGAAGGACAGCUGGGCUUUGGAUGGGCAGAGAGGAAGGGAGGGCAUCUCGAGAAGAGGGAGCACAGGAGCUGAGAUGCGGAGGCUGCAACGGCAGAGUGGCUGGUGGAGGGGGCAGAGAGGAGGCGGGCAGCAUCGUCAUCCUCAUCAUCACAUUUAUUGACGGCCCCUGGGAGGCGGGGCUGGGGACAGAACAUACAAAGACAAGGACCUGCCCUCAAAAAGGUUCCAUUCUAA